Molecule: messenger RNA, 2514 nt
Organism: Micromonas pusilla CCMP1545
Lineage: Eukaryota; Viridiplantae; Chlorophyta; Mamiellophyceae; Mamiellales; Mamiellaceae
Exons: 5
Coding region: 1-1878 (625 amino acids)
Biological process (GO): regulation of DNA-templated transcription
Molecular function (GO): double-stranded DNA binding
Source: RefSeq, a predicted model, not a curated record
AUGAUACUCAGUAGAAGCUUGAGAGCUUCGACUGAUUUGUGUGCACUAGCUUGGACCUGCUGCUCUGACAGUUGUACGGUUAACCCACAUAACCCUAAAAAAGUAAAACGCCGUGCUAAUAUUCUCCGUUGGGUGAAGGCGGGAACAUCGGGCCUUCCGGACGUGCCGCUGUCUCGGAAUGCAGGUUUACACAAUCUGCACUCUCCACUGCGCUCGAAAAUCACCAGGGAAGCUCGCUCUGCUUCGGGAGCCGACGGGCGCGAUUUCGGAUUACGCCAGACGGCAGCUUACACGGCGCCAAGGAAGAACAGAGAAGGACCGAAAAAAAACUACAGGAAUUUGUCCUUCAGUGCUCAUUCAAACACGGCAUAUGCGAUGAAAGGAUGUUUGCACGACCCGGCUUAUCUGGAUUGGCGUCAGAGCGUGAGUUGCAGAGAAGGUCUAGACGCGGCAAGUAUUACUCAGGCACCAAUUACAAUUAAAUCGUUGGCAGCAAGAAACAGAAGUCUGUGUGAGACAGAGCCACCUAGAAAUCUUGAUCCCUUUACCAGUAGUGCCGCAACAGACGCCCUUCUGGAUAUGAAAAACGGAAAAUUUGCUGUGCGACCUACCAAUAUAGUUGGUUCAAGUCCAGAUGCAGGUCUGUGUGAGCAACCAGAUGGCAAAAUUACAGCAGGAUCUUUCAUCGACUGGAAGAUGAUGGAGCACCAGGACUAUCAGACGAUACCAGACGAUCUUUUCGAUAAGUUAUCACGAAACCUGCACAUAAAGAAGAAAUGGCGACCCAUGAUAAGUUAUCUAGUAAGUUUAGGGCUGUCCACGUGUGAGCUGGAAAAGGUUCUUGUGAACUGCGAGGAAGUUUUCAGGCGCCCUGUGGCAAAAGUUGUUGCGCGAGUUGAAUACCUACAAAACGAGCUUGGUUUCGAGGGUGCCGAACUACGGAAACUAAUUAAAAAAGAGCCUAACGUUCUCUUGCAGCGAAAUCGCCACUCAAUUCCGCGUUGCCGCUACCUGAUGGAAUUGGGUAUACCAGCAGAGAAGUUGCCAACCCUUCUUCGGAAACAACCACAGAUUUUACAUCUUUCUGUUCAGAACGGACUUAUGCCUCGUGUUGCAUAUUUCAAAAAUGAGCUAUUAGUUUCAGACGCAGAAGUCGUGAAACUCAUCGAGCGGAACCCUGCUGUGUUGACUUUUUCGAUUGAGAAACAAAUAAAACCACGGGUGGAUUUUCUCAAAGACCUGGGUAUAUCACAUAAGAGUGUUGUUAAGAUGAUUGUCCGGCAUCCUCGCAUCUUGCAGUAUAGCUUCGAUGGUUUAGGAGAGCACAUCAACUUUUUGAUGUCUAUUGGUAUGGACGAGGAGGAUAUCGUGCACACUGUGACCCGAUUAUCGCAACUCUUUUCAUUAAGUGUCAGGGAUUCACUCAGACCAAAGUAUGAUUACCUCACUGGAGAGCUAGGUGGGGAUCUGAAGACAUGUGUAAAGUUUCCAGCAUACUUUUCUCUUUCUCUGGAUAAACGUAUCAAGCCUCGGCACACCUUCUUGAAGCGUUUCAAGUGUGCACCAGAACCUUUCCCGAUGAAGUAUCUUAGUGAAAACGACACGGCAUUUGCAGCUCGCGCAAAUAGAAGCCUUGAAGAGUUUGAGGAGUACAGGGAAGAGGUUGUUCCUAUCUUCAGGAUGGAGACGCUGCGCCGGAAGGCGCAAGCUGACGAGUCUUUUCAGACAGAUUUGCAGCACCACCGCAAGCGUGAGGCGAGGCUUGAACAACAGCACCGACUGCUGGAUAGGAACCAGGGUUAUAGCCAGAGGACAAUUGAUGCCCGAAACUCUAUGAAUCGCGUGAAGCUGUUGGGUGUUUCGCGGAAGUCUCAUUGAUUUUGGACAAAGACUGCGACUUUCUAUUGUGCUAGGUUUAUUACUUGUAAGAGCCAUCACGUAAAAGGUACCAAACAUAUUAACUCCUGAGGCAGCAGUCACGCCUUUUCUCUCCUAAGCUUCUAAGAAAGCAGGAACUGAGCUCAUAUCCUGUGAACCUUCCUCUUGUGCGAAAGUGGCUACUCGGCGCAGUUUGAAUACAACUUCUUUUGGAGCUCAAGUAUCUCCUUAUGUUUUGUCUCCUGCUUGAUUUCAAACACCUUCAGUAGUUUAUCGAUACGAACCGUUUCGUUCCGAAUGAAAUUGAGGCGCUUGCCUACGUUAUUCUUAGCCUCUACGAUAUCCUGCCUGAUCAAUACUGGCCCGAUGAGUUUAUAGACGCCAUUUUCUUCGUCGUCGAUUCUCUCGAGCUCCUUCAUAACCAUGUCAUUCUCACUGAAUUGCUGUACGAAUUGCCGGCGACUGUGCAUGCUUCGACUGAUCUCUUUCUGGAUCAUCUGAAAAUCGUUCGCCUCCAGCGCCAACUUGUCCUGGACCGACUUUGACGCAAUCUGCAUUCUAUGUGUAUGAAGAAAGCGUAUGAUGCGUUUCGCGAAGACCUGUCUCGUUUCUUCACAAGUGAGGUCUACUACAGCG